AUGGGCGACGUCGGUUUGGGUAGGGGUAACGUUGUUUUAGAACAGAAGUUUUCCGUUGAAUCGAUAAGGGCAUUUUUAAAGAGUAAGACCUCCUAUGAUGUAUUGCCUGUAUCCUAUCGAUUAAUCGUUUUAGACACUUCACUAUUGGUUAAAAAAUCAUUAAAUGUUCUUUUACAAAAUAAUAUCGUCUCAGCGCCUCUUUGGGAUGCAAAGACUUCGAGGUUUGCUGGUCUUUUAACCUCUAGUGAUUUUAUCAACGUAAUACAAUACUACUUUUCAAAUCCUGAUAAAUUCGAACUGGUGGAUAAAUUACAAUUAGAUGGGUUGAAAGAGAUUGAAAGGGCAAUUGGCGUGGAACCUAUUGAUACUGCCUCGAUUCAUCCAGCAAGGCCGUUGUACGAGGCGUGUAUAAAGAUGAUGAACUCAACAAGCCGUAGAAUUCCAUUGAUUGAUCAAGACGAAGAUACCCACAGGGAAAUUGUAGUUUCAGUUUUAACCCAAUACCGUAUCUUGAAAUUUGUUGCUUUAAACUGCAGAGAGACCCAUCUUUUGAGGAGACCUAUCGGUGAAUUGAAUAUUGUUACUGAAAAGGAGGUGGCAAGUUGCCGGAUGACUACACCUGUAAUUGACGUUAUACAACUGUUAUCUCAAGGUAACGUAGCGUCUAUACCAAUCGUUGAUGAUGAAGGACAUUUAAUCAAUGUUUAUGAAGCCGUUGAUGUUCUAGGUCUUAUUAAAGGUGGUAUUUACAACGAUUUAUCACUUUCCGUGGGUGAAGCCCUGAUGAGACGCAGUGAUGACUUUGAAGGGGUUUAUACCUGUACUAAGAAUGAUAAGUUGUCUACUAUAAUGGACCACAUCAGGAAAUCAAGAGUUCACAGAUUCUUCGUUGUCGAUGAAGACGGUAAACUCACUGGCGUCCUCACUCUAAGUGAUAUACUACGUUACAUUUUACUCGGUGAAACUGGAUCGUAA
Messenger RNA from Zygosaccharomyces rouxii, 975 nucleotides. It is a transcript of the gene SNF4, whose product is annotated as AMP-activated serine/threonine-protein kinase regulatory subunit SNF4. The transcript has a single exon. NCBI's taxonomy places the organism in Eukaryota, Fungi, Ascomycota, Saccharomycetes, Saccharomycetales, Saccharomycetaceae. The record is from RefSeq and is a predicted model, not a curated record. Bases 1 to 975 code for a protein of 324 amino acids.